CCAGGGAACAACGUUUGAGGUGGACCUACAAGCUCUCGUCGAAGUGGCGCUAAUUAUUCUAUAGACUUACUUAUUGUAUGAAAAUUUUUCUACUUAACACUUAUUGAAACGGUCAAUAAACUACAUUCACGAGUUAGAUGUGUUGGUGAAUUAUAUAAACUUUACACACUGUUUUUAUGUAUCAGUGAAUAGUUUGAAAGUUUUUAAAUGUUUGAAUUUACUGUUCUUUGUUUAUCUGUGAUGUGAUAAAGUUGGUUGGCUUAUAUUGAAACAAAUUGGUACAAACAAGAAACGAUAAAUAUGUAAGUCACGACGUCGAGGAUGUUCAACUCUAGUGAGUCCUUGCACCAAGACAUAUACAGCGGGGCCUGCACCUCGCAGGAUUGUCACAAAAAUGCUUCUGGUCACUAUAACGAGUCCCAACUUUUCAAUGACAGCUGGCAAGAAACUUGGGUAUGCGCGUACGAAGCGCCUACCGAGGACUUUGUCUCGUCACCACUGUUUCAAAUGUUUGUCUACGUCAUGUACAGUACUGUGUUCCUUGUGGCCCUCGUGGGCAACGGACUUGUGUGCUUCGUAGUGCACACCACGCCGCGAAUGAAAACUGUUACGAACUUCUUCAUAGUUAAUUUAGCUGUCGGUGAUAUUUUUAUGUCUCUGUUCUGUAUACCGUUUUCUUUCGUUUCCAUGUUGGUGCUUAGGUACUGGCCGUUUGGCGGUGUGAUGUGUAAAGUAGUGAACUAUUCUCAAGCUGUGUCGGUGUUUGUGAGUGCGUAUACGUUGUUGGCUAUAUCGAUAGAUCGGUAUAUGGCCAUCAUGUGGCCGCUGAAGCCGAGGCUGGGGAAGGCCGCGGCGAAGAUGGUGGUGGCGGUGGUGUGGCUGGGCGCGCUGGCCACUGCAGCGCCGAUACUCAUUGUGUCCACGCUGCAAAGACCGUCUCCGUGGCAUGAAGUUUGUGAAGUUGACAUCUGCGGGGAGAAAUGGGCGAGCAACGAGCAGAGCGAGCAGUACACGUGCGCGCUGCUCGCACUGCAGUUCGUGCUGCCCCUGAGCGCGCUGGUGUGCACGUACGCGCGCAUCGCGCACGUCGUGUGGGGGGGCCGGCCGCCGGGGGAGGCCGAGACUCUCCGCGAUUCCCGGUUGCAACACUCCAAACGAAAAAUGGUAAAGAUGAUGGUCACGGUUGUCGCUGUAUUCACCAUUUGUUGGCUUCCACUAAACGUCUUCAUAAUACUCUGGCAAGUCCACGGAGCUGACGAAGCGUGGGCGGCGUGGCCGGGCAUGCCGUUCGUGUGGUUCGCGUCUCAUUGGCUGGCGAUGUCACAUUCCUGCUACAACCCAAUUAUUUACUGCUACAUGAAUGCUCGUUACAGACGGGGUUUUAAACAGGUUAUAAGUGGAUGGAUAUGCCUUAAAUGGAAGGAAUCGCGCCGCUCGUUCCAACGCUCAAGCAUCUGUGAUGGUGUGCCUUUGUCCGAAAUGGUCGGCGUGCACGGCAACAAUUCGAUGAGUAGACGGGGAACUGGUUGUAAAUGUACUCCACCCGGCGCGAGUAGUGGGGUAGCGUGUGCGAGCUGCUCGUCACAGCGACACUUGAAGACCAUCUUCAGCAGCUCGACCAGGUCGGCUCCUGCACAAGCCUUGUCCGUUCGGUCACAUUUUUCGUAAAUUUCCAGUUCUUUUAUUUUAAAAUCGUAUGACUUGAAGCGGUUUGACCGUCUUUUGCGCAUCUAAUUUUGAGUUUAUGUGAUAAACGUUAGUAGUACCUACAUAUUACAAUACAUCAUAACAUGUAUAAUUAGUUCGAGCGAAGUAUUUUUUUAACAAAUUAAAGUAAAUAUUAUUUAUUCUAUUUUUGUGUGCGACAAACAAUAUAUAAAUAUAUAAUAAAACUUAGCGCGCUAUGUCUGCACAUAGAAGAUAUUAAAGAAAAAUAAAUUAGAAGCCAAUGUAUUUUUUUGAAUUUUUGUCUUUCUGUCUGUCGAUAUGUUUGUUCACGCAUCACACAAAAAUUACUUGAUGAAAUUUGAUGCAGUUUUCACAGUUUUAUAGCAGAUGAUCUAAAUUAUAUAUAUACAUUAGUAUAUAUAUUAAAAUAUAUAUAUACUAGGUUUCCACGUGAUACGUUGUUUAGAACCCGAGAUAUUGUCAAAAUAAGUUAUGAGCGGACGCACGCAGAAGCUAGUACAAUAAACAAUAUUGUGUUACUAUAGACUUCUUUAGAACAGGCUGAUAUUUAUUUGUCUUUUUCGAUGAAUUUCCAUUCCAUGUUUCAGUUACGUUUUCGACGCAAAUUAUACUGUUGUUAGAGACAACGAAAAAUGCAAUAUUGUUUUAUGAGAACACCAAAUAAUGAAGGUAGGUUAACCUGUUACUUGAUUGAUCUAUUUUCUGCUUGCAUUGGCGAAUAAAUCUUGUGUUUUGACGUGGCCCUCAUCUCACUCAUAAUACGGUUACUCUUAAUACCCAUCGAAACUUUUCGGCCACCCUCCGUGAUUCGUUCACAUUAUUCAGAAAGAGGCCAAAGUGUGGAGUGCACUGAUCUAAAAGUAAUGAGGAUUUUGUGUAAAGUUUAUGAAGAGGAUACAGUUGCCGCUGGAACUUGACUUUCCUAAAUCUUGAGACUGACUAAAAAUUCUUGAAAAACAACCUAUUUUGGGUUCAGUGCACGUACAAGUAUCUCUAUAAUAGAUCGGGAUUUUCUUCGGUCAUGCCAUGACUUUAUAACGACUCCAUCAUUUUAGUCAUAUAUUGUAUUUUUGGUUUAUGUAGAAUGCAUAGAUUUAUAUUAGAAAAUAGAAAUAGAAAGGCGACGAAUUCGUUAAAUACUACGUUAUAUAAGACUUUUUCAUCUCAUCGAACCUGUUACAAAACUCUUUUUUUAGGAAUCAUCCUCCUAUCUCUAAUCUCAUCCUCCUCCAAAAUCCUCUUAACGUAUUGUAUACUAAGCGAUAUACAUAAAUAGUUGAUGUUAAUAAGGUGAUUGGUGUUAGCGUUUCCUUUUAGGAUAAGAACGAGAGAAAUGACUGACCAUUGAUGGCGAACAAUCAUCAUGAGGUAACGUAAGAUGGGUGCACGCGGGAAUGCUUACAUUUGGUAACUAUUUAAAUGAGAUUGUAUCCCGAUUAUGUAUAUACUGUUCGUUAGUAAAUUAUCUUUCGAUGUUUGUUUGAAAAAAAUGUAUGGAUUAUAGAGAAAAUUGCGUAUUAUUUCAGGAUACCAUAGAAAUGAUAACAAUGAGAAUAAUAAUAUGUCACGAUGGUCAUUAAACAUCGUAAGUACUCAUAAUUAAGAUAUCUAUGUACAUUCAUACGCUAUUAUAAAAAUGAAAUUAUAUUUUUUUAUAAGUUUUACCCUGAACCGAUUCUACAAUUGGAACAAAAAAUUCCGCCAAAAAUAAAAAUCUCCUUAAAUGAAUUUUUAACACACCACCGAAAUUGAUUUUAAAUCUAUAGAAUAUUUUUUGCACUAGAUAUUAAAAUAUGCUAGUUGGACACGCCGAAGAUUCCGUAAAUUCCAUUAUUCUAUUACGAACUUACAUAUUUUUAGUUUUUGUCCUUUAUCGGUAUUGUAAGUUUUAGUAGUAGUAGUAGCAGUAUUAAUUCCAUUGUAAAAUCACAAAAUAUGCAACAUAUUUUUUCACAACUUAAAGAGAAAAAUUAUAAUUUUAUUUAUGAUUGUGAAUUGUGAUACUUAUUAGGUUUCUUUUGACAUACAUGCAGGUUUGUGAAGAACUUCGUGUUUGUAUGUAUACAUUUUUGUUUUUAGGGUUCCGAAGUAAAAGAGGCAGGAACUCUUUAGUUUCGUCAUAUUUGUGCGUCCACCAUCGGUUUUGCUCAGAGACUAGUAAUACUAAAAAACUGUAAAACUUGGCAGAAAUAUACACUUUAAUCACGUGGAAACGAAAUUUUUUUGAGGUACCUCUACUACAUCUAAAGAGGGACACUUUUUUCUUUCGAUUAUCCUGACAUCAUGAGUUGUCAUUUGAUAGGUCUUUAAAAAUAUGUGUGUUCAAAGACUUUCUCUGAAAAUCUUUUGGUUUUUAUAAACCAACCAACCAAUCAAUCGUUUGCGAAAUAGUUUACUUAAGACAACAACAUUUUGUCCGAGACAUGUGUUCUAUCUUAUAUCUGGUAACCAGUGAUUAGUGGACACUUGAAAAAAUUCACGAUGGUAGGAAAUAUAAUGAAUUUUAUAGGAAAACUAUCACUACUAUGUAGGCUUCACACGAAGUAACUAAUCUUAAAAAAACAAUUUUUCAAUUAAGUUUAAAAACAAAUUUUAUUUAGUUUUCAGAUAGUAUUAAAUAGACUAGGUGUAAUAACAUGUUCAAAUCUUCGUUAUCUAUAUAUAUCUGGAAUUAAAUGUGGAAGUAUCUGUUAUUGUAUGUCGUAUGAUAUGUACUACAUGUGAAGAACAUUAUUCGGAACCCUAAAAUUGUGCGUGGCCCGACACGCACUUGACCAGUUAUUUUUAAUUGUCUUUUUCAUUAUGUUUAAUAAAGGUGUGUCUUGAAUAAUAAAUAUCAAUAAGGCUUUAUCAUUGUUUAUAUACUAGAGAAUUCUUUCCGAAAGAUUUAUGCUAAGCCUUUGUUUUACCCACGUAUAAUUUACCUGUCUUACAAAAUACCAAUUUAUUACCUAGUUCAGGUGUAUGAAUGUGUACGUGUUUUGCUUAUUGUGAAAAUGAAGAACGAUUUCGAUCAAACUUCCUCUAACGUCUUUAUUUGUAUUUGUAAGAAGAAAAUCAACAAAAAUACGUAUAAAAAGUUUUUACUUUCCAAAAUCGUUUGGUUGUCGGAGACUCCGAUUCGAUACUUUUAUUUGUAUUUUCACUUUGUAAGUAGGUAGUUUGUUUUUCAUAUGUAUCUUCUAUACCCAUAGCAUGUACAAAAGGUAUCAAGAUGGAAUCCUACUCGUGUCACAUGAUUUGUAUACCAAUUUAUUCACGAAUUGUUUAAUGAUUGACUAUUUAAUUCACGUGACUAUCAUCCUUGUUUGCUGGUUGUUUGUUGCUAAAGUCAUGUCAGCAGCAUUUAGGCUCCGCAGUGUUAGCAUAACAACUUCGAUAAGAUGAUAGAAGUAAGUGUAAAUAGACCUGAAUCACCUGGAUAUAGGUUACAAGGGUUCAAACAGGGUGAAUUGAGUUUACGUCUGAGCGGAGUUCAUCGAGUUCACUCCGCCCAUGCUUGAACUUUUCGAAUUUCAAAGUUGUAUACUUUUUUCUCGUGACUGUACUUAAAUGUAUUAAAUACAAUUGUACGCACUUAAUUAAAUAAUUGAAUGUUUUUGUCGUUUUAUUGCUAAUUAUUAUUAUUAUGUCGUCUCUGGAGGUAAUUUUUUUGCAGCUGCAUUGGGACAUAUAAGAAUG
This is a messenger RNA of Plodia interpunctella (Indianmeal moth), 5370 nucleotides long. RefSeq names its product RYamide receptor-like (gene NGR-A22). The record is from RefSeq and is a predicted model, not a curated record. The transcript has 7 exons. NCBI's taxonomy places the organism in Eukaryota, Metazoa, Arthropoda, Insecta, Lepidoptera, Pyralidae. Gene Ontology annotation, biological process: neuropeptide signaling pathway. Gene Ontology annotation, cellular component: plasma membrane. Bases 322 to 1668 code for a protein of 448 amino acids. Gene Ontology annotation, molecular function: neuropeptide Y receptor activity.